AUGGCAGCUAUGUCUGUGGCAGUUUCUGAGCCGGGUAAUACCCAGCUGUUCUUCCAUCACUCGGAGAAACGACAGUUCCGAUGGAUCAAUGUUGUCUAUAUUCUCGUUAUGGGUCUUGGAUCUAUAGCAUAUGGCUACUCUGCUUCGGUCAUCUCCACGACUCUUGUCCAACCUGGUUGGAUCGCAUCAAUGGGUCUGGCUGACCGAACUGACGCCAAAGACUUGAUCGGUCUUACUGGCAGCAUGUAUCAAGUUGGCGGGCUCAUUGGUACAUUCACGAUGUCUUACUUUUCAGACCGCUGGGGCCGCCGGGUCGGCAUCGCAAUCCCAACAACCAUCACUGUUAUCUGUGCGGCACUGCUCGCCGGCAGCGUCAACAUAGAGAUGUUCAUCGCCUUCCGAUUCUUCGCUGGUAUGGCAGCAUACAGUCUGGUGUCCGCGGUCCCUGUCUGGAUCAGUGAGGUGGCGCCUCCCAGCGUGCGAGGCAUCUUUGUUGAUCUUCACGCAACUAUGCUUCUCAUCGGCUACAUGACGGCAGCUGCCACUGGAUAUGGGUUCUGGUUGAGGAAUACCUCCGCAUCCUGGAGAGGUUUGCAAGCUGUCAACAUUAUUCCCGCAGUGUUGCUCCUCAUGGCUUUGCCAUUCCUGCCAGAAUCGCCUAGGUGGCUUCUCAUGCAAGACCGCCGUGACGAGGCAGCAGUGGUGUUGAAAAAGCUGCAUAGCCCCGAGGAGGCCGAAGUCGAAUUGGUCCAGAUUGAAUACCAGGUCAGGAUUGAUCGAACGCUGCCAUCUUCUUACUUGGCUUUACUUAAACAACCAAGUUAUCGAAAGAGAGCUAUUCUCUCGUUCGGAACAGUAGCAUGCAUUCAAAUGACAGGCCCACUUGUUUUAAACAACUAUGGUCCUACCAUCUAUGGCGCACUCGGAUUCAAUGUUAACCAACAAUUCAUCUACCAAAUUGGUUGGCUCGCAACCUCUGUGGGCGCUUCACUUGUCGCCCUUCUACUUGUGGAGCACUUUCCCCGUCCCAAGCUCAUGGCAUUCGGCAUCCAGUUCUGUCUGAUUUGUCUUGCAUGCGAGGCUGCUCUGGUCGCGACAUAUGCCUCUCCAAAGGCGCUGCUCACACCGAACCAACCAGCACUCAGGGCCGCAGUGGCCAUGUUGUUUGUGCAUAUUACAUCGUUCCAGGCUUGCCUUGAUGGUACAGAAUUUGUAUACAUAUCCGAGAUUUGUCCAACCCACCUUCGCGCGAAAGGGAUUGCGCUAGGCAUGGCCGGUCUUUGUGUGAUGAACAUUAUCUGGCUUCAAGCUGCACCGACUGCGUUUGCAAACAUUGGUUGGAAAUUCUAUCUUUGCUUCAUCAUCCCAGGGACAAUUGGGGCAGUCUGGAUGUUCCUCUGGUUUCCAGACACAAGAGGCUUACCUCUGGAAGAAGUUGCCGACAUCUUCGGUGAUCGUGGAGAGCUUUAUGGAACCAGCCAUCAAGUCGACAGUGCCCUUCCGCAAGAUAUCGCUCAAUCAGUCACCACUGAAAACAAGGUUCCUGAUUUGAACCACGUUGAGAAGGUGUGA
This is a messenger RNA of Exophiala bonariae, 1572 nucleotides long. RefSeq lists its product as uncharacterized. NCBI's taxonomy places the organism in Eukaryota, Fungi, Ascomycota, Eurotiomycetes, Chaetothyriales, Herpotrichiellaceae. Bases 1 to 1572 code for a protein of 523 amino acids. Gene Ontology annotation, biological process: carbohydrate transport; transmembrane transport. The record is from RefSeq and is a predicted model, not a curated record. The transcript has 3 exons. Gene Ontology annotation, molecular function: carbohydrate:proton symporter activity. Gene Ontology annotation, cellular component: membrane.